This is a messenger RNA of Achroia grisella, 1498 nucleotides long. RefSeq lists its product as uncharacterized. Bases 83 to 1189 code for a protein of 368 amino acids. The record is from RefSeq and is a predicted model, not a curated record. The transcript is spliced from 3 exons. Lineage: Eukaryota; Metazoa; Arthropoda; Insecta; Lepidoptera; Pyralidae.
ACUGUUACAUGAUAGUAUCUAGGCAAUUUUUAUUUAAAAUAACAUAUUUAUUGCUACUUAAAAUCCAAGCUAAUAUCUAAACAUGUCUUUUGAGAAGCCUGCAGUGGUUAUUGAUAAUGGAAGCUAUAGUAUUAAAGCGGGUUUUGCUUCUGACAACCAUCCAGUUUCAAUGUUUCGGACCGUAGUGGGUAGACCGAGCUACCUGAAGGGCAAAUACGGCCGAGAAGCGUACGAAGUUUUUAUUGGAGAUAAUGCAAUGGCUAACUUAGAAGACCUAGAAUUAAAUCAUCCUGUGCAGAAUGGCAGAAUAGUUAACUGGGAUAACAUUGAAAGGAUAUGGCACCACGUAUUUUAUAAAGAGCUCAAAGUGGCACCAGAAGACAGAGCUGUAAUCCUGACAUGUUCAGUCACGUCACCCAUCGCUGAAAAAAUCAAAUCUUGUGAAGUAUUUUUCGAAACUCUAAAUGCACCAGCACUUUGUGUACAAUCUGAAGCGGUGCUGUCAUUGUAUGGAGUUGGACAGACAACUGGUCUAUGUGUAGAUAUAGGACAUGAUACCACAACCGUCAGUCCUGUAUAUGAAGGAGGGCUAGUUCAGUAUGCUCGGAUGCAAACUAAUUACGCUGGUGCACAAGUAUCUAAUAUUCUGAAAGAAAUUUUACAAGAUAGAAAGUAUAAUUUUGAUAUAAAAUGUGAAACUAUUAUUGAUGAUAUAAAAAGAAUGCUAUAUGUUACACCAGAUUGCGCCAUGUCGAGAUGGAAUUACCAGAGAAUAUAUACUUUGCCAAGUGGUGAAAAUAUAGAUGUCAGCCAAGAAACAUUUAUGUGCGGUGAAAUGUUUUUUCAACCGAAUUUGUUUCAAGUUGACAAAACUAAAUACUUAUCACUCCAAGAAGCUAUAGUGACGUCAUGUUUAAAAUGUGAUGCUGAGUUAAGAUCAGAUUUGUAUGAUGUGAUUGUACCCUGUGGUGGGUUGGCAGUGGUUCCUGGAUUGUCAAAUAGAUUAGCAGACGAAUUGGAAAGUUUGGUAAAAAGACCAGUCAAUGUGAUUUGUUCUUCUGAAAGCUACGUUACAACUUGGUUAGGUGGAGCCACAUUUGCUGGACUCUCUGAUUCAAAGAAGAUGUGGAUUAAUAAGCAACAAUAUGACGAUUACGGUGCAAAAAUUGUAAUAAACAAAUUCGUGUAAAAUCUUACACAAUAUAUAGUGUUGUUUAAAAUAUAAUAUUUUUAAACGCAAUAAUUUUAUUAAAAUAUCUAAAUUUAUUCAUUGAAAUGAUUAAGGUAAUAUUAUUUACUUCAUUCCCAAACUAUACUAUAAAUAAAUGUUGCGCUCGUGAAUUUAUUUAAAGUAAUUGGUUAUAUUAGGCCGACGGAAGGUAUGUUAAUAGUUCAAGAGUCAACAGUAUUAUGAUUACCAUCAAAUGGAUCUUAACCUCCUUGCAUUUUGUAUCAUAAAAUUGCCCAUUAUUGUCAAUUAAAAGAUAUACUUAGUAAA